Mercenaria mercenaria is the source of this 1389-nucleotide messenger RNA. RefSeq lists its product as uncharacterized. Lineage: Eukaryota; Metazoa; Mollusca; Bivalvia; Venerida; Veneridae. The coding region runs from base 1 to 1389 and encodes 462 amino acids. Gene Ontology annotation, biological process: neuropeptide signaling pathway. Gene Ontology annotation, molecular function: G protein-coupled peptide receptor activity. Gene Ontology annotation, cellular component: membrane. The transcript has a single exon. The record is from RefSeq and is a predicted model, not a curated record.
AUGGCGAGGAUGAAUACUUCUUGGACUGCAAAGGAUCUAAACAAUGCUUUCACAAUGGAUGUACUUCCGGUAACUGUGUUUAUAUCCGUAGAAGCAUUCAUUGGUUUUUUCGGAAAUAUUACAAUUCUGUUAGUUUACUCCAGACGAUACAGACGGAUAAACUUCCGGUACUUUGUCUUGGCGCUUGCCCUUGUGGACCUAACAAGCUGCUGCACUACACUUCCGGGUGAAGUGAUUUCCCAAUUAAACUGGUACGACUAUCAAUAUGGAUGGAUAUGCAAAGUGAAAACAUUUCUCAACAUCUACACUGCAUUGGGCUCAGCAUCUGUCUUGCUGGUUUUAGCAAUUGAUAGAUACAGAAAGAUUUGUCAUCCAUGUGAUUGGCAAAUUCGUUGCCCUGUUGCUUUCAGACUUUGUGGAUGUUGCUUGAUGGUAUCGGCGCUAAUGUCCAUUCCUGCUCUCAUACUUUAUGGUAAGCAGACGAACAGUUUCGAGCACGAGGGAAAUAAUAGUACCGUCUCAGUUUGUGAAAUAUCGGGGGAGUAUGCAGGCACAAUUUAUCCACUUAUUUAUAUCGGUAGCAUAUAUCUCGUGGCUAUGACUUUAAUGAUACUCGCGGCCGUGUCUUUGAAUUUUAUAACAGCACGGCGGUUAUUUGGAAAUCACUCAAUGAAAGCUGCAAGCAUUAAACAUCAUACGACGAAAGCGGUUGUUGCUAAAACAUUGACAUCAGAAACGUCUUGUGAUGAGACAGACAAUGAUAGAAAAACUAAAGCUACGACUAGUGACAUGGCCGUGAUAAGAGAAGAACACAGAGCUGAAAACUCUGAAAAAGCACAUUCCAAUUUCUACAUGUCUGCAAAAACACAAGGUAAUCAAUCAGUCAUUAAACUCAAAGGAAAGUCAUCAGAUGAAGUUUACUUUGAUUAUGAUAACAAAACAUCUGAAAAUUCUUCUACUGAUUAUUUCAGUAACGACGAAGAAUUUAUUGAUAAUUAUAACAGCGAAAAUGAACAAAUUGAGAACAGCUCGACUGACCAAUCAUCUUCGGACCAGGGUAGAUGUACAUCCCUUCGGAGCAGACGAUCAAGAACUCAAACGUCAAAAUUCCAGCUGAAAAGUAAGACGAUGAUAAUGCUAAUCUUGACGUCAAUAUUUGCCGUCACGAUGGUUCUGUAUAUAAUCUUCACUGGUCUCGUAGUUAAACCUGAAGGCAUUUUGAAAGAUUUGCCUGAUUUGCAGCUGGUAACGUUCUUCUUCUUCUGGCGUUUAUACUUUGUUAACUCCAUCGUAAAUCCGAUCUUGUACGGAUUUAUGGAUCCCGGAUUUCGUGCAGGGUUUAUGUCUUUCUUGCGUAGAAACAAGCAUUCUGUUACGAGCUCAACGUAA